Molecule: messenger RNA, 297 nt
Organism: Clunio marinus
Lineage: Eukaryota; Metazoa; Arthropoda; Insecta; Diptera; Chironomidae
Source: the annotation of a GenBank genome assembly
CUGGAUAUGUGGAUCUCUUUCAAUUUUGAUUUAUUUCUUUAUUAUGCUAUUAUACACUUGUUGAAUUUAGGUAUGCAACAAUAUUGUGGUACAAUACAUAGUACAGCGCCAAUACCUUGUCCAGCACCUCCACAAUCAUCUUUAAGUUUUCCCCCAGAACAUGUACAGGUCCAGUCAUCAGUAUUUCCUUCAUUGCAAAGUGGACACUCGUCUCCAUACACAAUAACCAGAAUCGAAAUGAAAAUUGAUGCAAGGAAUAACAUCUUCAUGAUUGAAUUCGUUCAGCGAAAAUUAUAA